UCAUUAGUGCGUUAUCAUUGCGAAGCUUAUAUUCAUUAUGAUGUUGCUCGUAAUUUUGGUGUUGUUUGGAAUUUCCGAACGCUACUACUGCGCACCAUUUUAUAUCGAUCCUGAUACCAUUAUUAAGCCGGAGCAUGUCCAACGGGACGAUUUAGAGCGAGGUGACGAAGUUACAGCUCCAGUAGAUCCCAGGCCACCACCAGAAAUUUCGAAUCAGGAAGCACAGGAAGUCCUUAAUGAGCUCGGAUUUCUGGAUGGGAUGAACUCUUCUUACGACGUUCUAACUAGAUUGGAUCAUACUAAGGACGAUGCGGUGGCUACUGCACUGAGAAAGUUUCAGCGGCGUUAUCAGCUGCCUGAAUCCGGACUACUCGAUGACGACACCAAGCGUCUCCUUGCCGCUCCGCGUUGUGGCCUCGCUGAGUUGAACAUAGUGCAAGAUAGGUGGACGAAACAGUUGCUAACGUACAGGAUCAGAAGCUUUCCUAAGAGCCUUGAACCAGCAAUGGCACGGCAGCUGAUCAGAUCAGCGUUCGAACAGUGGAACCAGCAGGUACUUAGCAACACCUCCAACGAGCCAUAA
Messenger RNA from Topomyia yanbarensis, 583 nucleotides. RefSeq names its product matrix metalloproteinase-C-like. Gene Ontology annotation, biological process: extracellular matrix organization; collagen catabolic process. NCBI's taxonomy places the organism in Eukaryota, Metazoa, Arthropoda, Insecta, Diptera, Culicidae. The record is from RefSeq and is a predicted model, not a curated record. The coding region runs from base 38 to 583 and encodes 181 amino acids. The transcript is spliced from 3 exons. Gene Ontology annotation, molecular function: metalloendopeptidase activity.